Suncus etruscus (white-toothed pygmy shrew) is the source of this 2301-nucleotide messenger RNA. RefSeq names its product zyxin (gene ZYX). The transcript has 10 exons. Gene Ontology annotation, biological process: integrin-mediated signaling pathway; transforming growth factor beta receptor signaling pathway. Lineage: Eukaryota; Metazoa; Chordata; Mammalia; Eulipotyphla; Soricidae. The record is from RefSeq and is a predicted model, not a curated record. The coding region runs from base 265 to 2007 and encodes 580 amino acids.
GAAGGAGGACCUUGGCGGAGGCCGGGCGGGCGCUGGCCCGGCUCGGGGGCCCCUUCCUGGGGGCGUUCCCGUGGCUCUCCCCGCCGCUCCCCGCCCCCUCUCGGGGCCGCUCCUUGUAAGGUCGGGGCGCCGCGCUCUGCCCGCCUCCCGCCCCGCCCGGCUGCAGGCGGCGGCUCGGGCUCGGGCCCGGGACGCGCAGUCGGAAUCGCGCUCCCCUGGCGGGUCCCCGGACGCGGCGCGCACGCUCGCAGCAGCACCCCGGCCAUGGCGGCCCCUCGCCCGUCCCCCGCCAUCUCCGUGUCCGUCUCGGCGCCGGCCUUCUACGCGCCGCAGAAGAAGUUCGCCCCGGUGGUGGCCCCCAAACCCAAAGUCAACCCAUUCCGGCCCGGAGACGGCGAGCCCGGGGCGCAGCGCGCACAGAUCGGCCGGGUGGGCGACGUCCCCCCGCCGCCCCCCGAAGAUUUCCCAUUGCCGCCCCCACCGCUUGUUGGGGACUGUGCUGAAGACCCGGAGGGCGCCCUGGGAGGGGCCUUCCCGCCGCCCCCUCCCCCGAUUGAGGAGCCUUUUCCCCCUGCACCCCUGGAGGAUGAUACCUUUCCCUCCCCUCCACCGCCGCUGGAGGACCAGGCAGGACCCGAGGCCCCUCUGCCACCCCCGCCUCAGCCCAGGGAGAAGGUGAGCAGUAUUGACCUGGAGAUAAACUCCCUGUCCACUCUCUUGGAUGAUAUGACCAAGAACGACCCUUUCAAGGCACGGGUGUCAUCAGGAUAUGUCCCCCCGCCAGUGUCCACACCGUUCAUUUCCAAGCCCAAACCCACCAUCACUGGGGCUGCAGCCCCCCUGCCUCCUUGGAAAACCCCUCCUAGCUCCCAGCCUGUGUCUCCCAGCCCACCUCAGUUCUCCGGGCAACCCCCAGCCAAGCCUCCAGUUCAGCCCCAAGGCCAGCCCCAGGCUGUUUCUUCGGCUAACACUCAACCUCGAAGUCCUCCUGGCCCCUCUCCAGCCCCUAAGUUCUCCCCAGUGACGUCCAAGUUUACUCCAGUGGCUUCCAAGUUCAGCCCUGGAGCUCCAGGGGGAGCUGGGGCCCAGCCCACUCCGAAGUUGGGGUCUCCUGGAACUCCAGGGGGAACUGGGGCUCAGCCCACUCUGAAGUUGGGGUCUUCUGAAGCUCCCUCGUCCACUGGCAGCACCUCCUCUCAGCCCCCCAGCUUCAUGUAUGCUCAGCAGAAGGAGAAGCCACGUGUGCAGGAGAAGCAGCAGCCUGUUCCCUCACCACCGCUGCCAGUUCCCAGCCAAAACCAGACCCAGGCACGCUCCCCUGGGAUGCCAGGACCCCUCACUCUAAAAGAGGUGGAGGAGCUGGAGCAGUUGACUCAGCAGCUGAUGCAGGACAUGGAGCAACCACAGCGGCCCAGUGUGGCCCCCAACGAGCUCUGUGGUCGGUGCCAGCAGCCCCUGGCCCGUGCACAGCCAGCAGUGCGUGCUCUGGGCCAGCUGUUCCACAUCACCUGCUUUACCUGCCACCAGUGUGGGCUGCAGCUACAGGGACAGCAGUUCUACAGCCUGGAGGGGGCACCCUAUUGUGAGAGCUGUUAUACCGACACCCUGGAAAAGUGUAACACCUGCAGGCAGCCCAUCACCGACCGCAUGCUGAGGGCCACAGGCAAGGCCUACCACCCACAGUGCUUCACCUGCGUGGUCUGCGCCUGCCCACUAGAGGGCACCUCCUUCAUCGUAGACCAAGCCAACCAGCCCCACUGCGUCCCUGACUACCACAAGCAGUACGCCCCUCGGUGCUCAGUCUGCUCAGAGCCCAUCAUGCCAGAGCCUGGCCGCGAGGAGACAGUGCGUGUGGUGGCACUGGACAAGAAUUUCCACAUGAAAUGCUACAAGUGUGAGGACUGCGGGAAGCCGCUAUCCAUCGAGGCAGAUGACAAUGGCUGCUUCCCCCUGGAUGGCCACGUGCUCUGCCGCAAGUGCCACAGUGCACGUGCCUCAAAAAGCUGAGAGGGGGCCCUUCCUCCACUCCAACCCUAACCCAACAUGAAUUAUGGGGACCCUACCCUGCCAUGACCAACCGCCAUCCUCUCUCCACCAGUCACCCCCCCUUCCUGGGGUCUGCUUUCACUGCUGCCCCCCCCUCAGUUCAUAACCCCAUCCCAAACCUGGCCCGAGUGCUGUGCUUGCAAAGGGGCCCAGGUAAGACACACCCUGUGACUAUUGGGAUAAGGCAAGUCCCGGAUGGGACAGUGCCAUCCGCCAUCAGUGGCAAUAGCUUCGAAUAAAACUUGUUUUCCAGAA